CCUCGCGCCGCGCUCCCGCCCUUCGCCGCACCGCCCCCAGGCCGUGUCGGCGCCAAACCCGAACCGGCCGGGCUGCCCCGCCCCCUCGCCCGGCGCGCAGGACCCGCCGCCGGAAGGCCCGCCGCCCGCGCCAUGUCGAAGAAAAAAGGACUGAGUGCAGAGGAAAAGAGAGCCCGCAUGAUGGAAAUAUUUUUUGAGACAAAGGACGUAUUUCAAUUAAAAGACAUGGAGAAGAUUGCUCCCAAAGAGAAAGGCAUUACUGCCAUGUCAGUUAAAGAAGUUCUUCAAAGCUUAGUUGAUGAUGGUAUGGUUGACUGUGAGAGGAUUGGAACUUCUAAUUAUUAUUGGGCUUUCCCAAGUAAAGCUCUUCAUGCCAGGAAACGUAAAUUGGAGGUUCUGGAAUCUCAGUUAUCUGAGGGAAACCGAAAGCAAGCAAAUUUGCAGAAAAGCAUUGAGAAAGCUAAAAUCGGCCGAUGUGAAACGGAGGAGCGAGACAUGCUUGCAAAAGAGCUUUCUUCACUUCGAGACCAAAGGCAAGAGCUAAAGGCAGAAGUAGAAAAAUACAAAGAAUGUGACCCACAAGUGGUGGAAGAAAUACGUCAAGAAAAUAAAGUAGCCAAAGAAGCUGCUAACAGAUGGACUGGUUUGAAGUCCAUUCCUCCAAGCCUCCUACAGUGUUGCAUUAUUCUCACAUUUCUGGAAAUCUUUCUGUGCUCUUGGAGUCUGUUCUAAAAACUAUAUACAUAAUAUUUGAUCUUUUAUCUCUAACAUACAUAUAUAUGCUACCUUUAUAAUGAACAUGUGUUACAAAUAAAAAGUAAUGGUAUAAAAUUAUCUGGCUUAGCAUACUUUAUCAAAUGUGUAGCACUGUAUGUAAUGAUAAUGAAGUAAAGGAUUAAAGCAGUAGUUGUUUAGUAGUAAAUUGAUUUUUCUCUCUCUGCUCUUGUGUUAGCUUGAAGGCAUAGGUUCUCUACAUUCUGGAAUACACUUAAUACCUGUCUUACAUGCAGCAGGCUCUCUGUAAGUAUUUGGCUGUGAUUGAUAAGCACAUGUAGGUCAUAAAGAGACCAGUAAAACUAAAGUAAUUCUGGAGUACUUCAUGCUAUCAGUAUUUUAUUUAAAAGUCCUUAUGAAAAGUCAAGAUUUGUUUUAGAUUGUUACAAAGAGUUAAGAUUCAUUUUAGUAUCUGUUGAUAUUCCAUAACACUUCAGUUGAAAGAAAUGAUAUUUUGUUAACAUUAUUCUACUUUAUGUAGUAGUAUUCAUAUUAGAAAUUAACUUCAUUCUAAUAUGAUACCUGGAAUAAAACUUCCUGAAACAGAGUAAUUAAAUUCUCUAUAUAUUAGUUUGCUGGGGAUACCAUAACAAAAUAUUUCAGAUUAGGAGAGGCUUAAACAACAGAAAUUCAUGUUUUCACAGUUCUGACUACUCAAAGUCCAAAAUUAAGGUGGCAGGUUUGGUUUCUUCUGAAACCUGUCUCUCCUGAGCCACCUUCUUGCUGUGUCCUGACGUGAUCUUCCCUAUACGUGCCCCUGAUGUCUCGGUGUAUUCACAUUUCCUUUUCUUACAGGGGCACCAGUCGGGGUGGAUUAGGACCCACCCUAAUGGGCUCGUUUUAACUUAAUCACCUCUUUAAAGAUUCUGCCUCCAUAUACAGUCCCAUUCAGGGUGGUGACAAAAUUCAGUCUGUAACCCUGCAAAAGAACCUGCUUUAAUCCUUUACUUCAUUAUCAUUACAUACCAGAUAACUUUAUACCAUUACUUUUCUUUAUUUGUAAUGCAUGUUCAUUAUAAAAGUAGCAUAUAUACAUUAAAGAGAAUGUGUAAAAUUAAAAAAAGAAACUCACCAUCAUCCCCAUUCCCCAAGUGCAGCCCCUGUGUGCAUGUUGGUAUUGCCCUGUAUCCUUCACUUCCUGUACCUAGAUGCCCAGCCUUCCAGGAGAUGAGACUUAUAGGUUUAUUUAUUUUUUUCUUUUAUUACACUAGGAUGAAGAUCUGACCAUAAAUCUUUGUACACAAUUUGUUUUUUUCCCAUGAGAUAAAUUCCUUUAAGUAGAUAUAACACUUUUUCAAUGGUAAAAUGCAUUUUAAAUUCCCCUUAGAGAAUGCUGAGGAUACAUCUGUUCCUAUCUUAGUCUUAAGAGAGACCCUUUCCCUCCUCACUCCUCUGUCUGAAGCCAAGUUACUCUCUGGAGGAGAGCGAAGGGUCUGGAGAGGAUGUUCCCUUUGGGAACAGGAGCAAUUUUAAUUCCUGAGGGAACAGUCCUGGCCUCUGCUGUGAAAAUAUUGAAAGAGGCAUGAGAGGCCUUUCUCUGUCUUUGGUUAUCCUUUAGUCUGGUAUUUUUUAGCAGCAACUAAUUUACUAGAUUUUUAAAUAUGAGAUGUUUAUUCAAAAUACUCAUUAAAUAUUUCCUGUCUUCUGAAAUUAAUUAUCAUUACUCU
This is a messenger RNA of Manis pentadactyla (Chinese pangolin), 2441 nucleotides long. RefSeq names its product meiotic nuclear divisions 1 (gene MND1). NCBI's taxonomy places the organism in Eukaryota, Metazoa, Chordata, Mammalia, Pholidota, Manidae. Gene Ontology annotation, biological process: reciprocal meiotic recombination. Gene Ontology annotation, molecular function: double-stranded DNA binding. The record is from RefSeq and is a predicted model, not a curated record. The transcript has 8 exons. Bases 133 to 732 code for a protein of 199 amino acids. Gene Ontology annotation, cellular component: nucleus.